AUGGUGCAAGGUGGAGAUAUAACUGCUGGUGAUGGGACUGGGGGCGAGUCAAUAUAUGGAUUGAAUUUUGAGGAUGAGAAUUUUGUUUUGAAGCAUGAGAGGAAAGGGAUGUUAUCAAUGGCGAAUUCUGGUCCCAACACAAAUGGAUCUCAGUUUUUCAUCACUACCACCCGAACACCACACCUUGAUGGGAAACAUGUUGUCUUCGGGAGGGUUGUAAAAGGGAUGGGAGUGGUUCGUGCAAUGGAGCAUGUUUGUGCUGGAGAAGCUGACCUUCCAACUGAUGAUAUUGUUAUUGUUGAUUGUGGGGAACUGCCAGAAGGUUCAACUGAAGGAGUUGCAAAUUUCUUCAAAGAUGGUGACAUGUAUCCUGAUUGGCCUAUUGACCUCGAUGAAAAGCCUGCAGACGUUUUGUGGUGGAUUAAUGCCGUUGAUUCUGCAAAGUCUUUCGGGAAUGAAAAUUUUAAGAAACAUGAUUACAAGGCUGCACUCAGAAAGUACAGAAAAGCUAUGCGGUAUUUAGAUAUUUGCUGGGAGAAAGAAGAGAUAGAUCAAGAGAACAGCUCAGCACUGCGGAAAACAAAGUCAAUUAUACUCACAAAUAGUUCUGCAUGCAAACUGAAGCUGGGAGAUGUGGAGGGUGCUUUGUUAGAUGCAGACUUUGCACUGCGUGAAACAGAGGGCAACGCAAAAGCUUUUUUCCGUCAAGGACAGGCACGCAUGACACUCAAGAAUAUUGAUGCUGCAGUUGAGAGCUUCCAGCGUGCGUUGGAGUUGGAGCCAAACGAUGGAGGAAUCAAACGGGAGCUGGCUGCUGCAAAGAAGAAGGUUACUGACAGACGCAAUCUGGAGCGGAAGGCAUUUUCCAAGAUGUUCGAGAUGUCAGGAAGUUCAGAGAAAAGUGGAGUAUUGGCAGCAAGUUCAGAGAAAAGUGACGAAGAUAAAAACUGA
Messenger RNA from Triticum turgidum subsp. durum (durum wheat), 951 nucleotides. Lineage: Eukaryota; Viridiplantae; Streptophyta; Magnoliopsida; Poales; Poaceae. The record is from the annotation of a GenBank genome assembly.